AUCGGCCGCAGCUGUGGCGGCUGCAACGCUCAACAUCAAUCCCGGCGGAGGCGGUGGCGGCGGUGUCGCUGGAUGUGGCAGCCACAACGUUGUUACUGCCAGUCAUGACCAGCUCGCCAAUGUUGCUGUCAUGCAGCCAACAUACGGCAGCGCCAGCGCCGUCAGUAGCAUCAACGGCGGUUGCCACAACGGUAACAACGGCAGCGGCGGCGGCAACAUUUGCAAUCAGCAGAUCAACAACUACAGCAAUAACAACGGCAGCGGUAGCAGCAACAGCAGCAGCAAUCAUAUGAGUGCAGGCAGUUUCUUCGGCGGCAACAGCAACAACAGUAAUAACAGCAACAACCAUACCAGCAAUAGCAACAGCAAUACCGAUUAUAUGGCCACGCCGACUACCGCUUAUGCGACACCAGCGACAGCAGCAACAUCUACAGUGAACACCACGACGAUGCUGUCUAAUUACUGCGAUGCCGCGACCAUGAUGAUGGCCGCUGCUGCAGUCAAUGCAAAUCAAUGCCUGCAGCAACAUCACCAGCGCAUGUUGCUGGCGGGCAGCAGCAACAGCAAUAGCAAUGGCACAGCAGCAAUACCCUCCUCGUCCUCGGCUGGCUCACUGUCGUCUGCCUCAUCGACGCCAACAGCCACAGCCACAGCAACAGCAACUGCAAAUGCAACAGCAACAGCCCCGCACCACCAUCAACAGCAACAGCAACAAUCGCCGCCAAAUUUAAUCGAUAUCAGCGAAGUUCCUCUCAUUGUGGAUGUCAAGUAGUGUAAUUAUUUAUGGAUCUAGAAAUGGGGCUAUAACAAACAACCUUGUAGAUACCCCGCCCCUCCCCCCAAAAAAAACCUAAAAAAUCAAAAAAAAAAAUGUUUAAAAAUGUAAAAAAAAGAUGAAGAGCCGCGUAGCUUAAUUGACUAAUUUUCCAUUUUGUAGCUUUCGUUGUAACUUUGUAAAUAUUUCCCGGAAAAAUUCAAAUUUUUCUCUAGGCCGCCCCAGCUGUGAGCAAUAAAUCUCAGCUGACAUAUCCCAGAGAACUUCAAAAGUUAAACCCAAAAAAAUUAAGGCGACAAACUAACGUCUUAAAAUAUAUAUAAAUGUGUAAAAUAUUAAAAUGGCACUGAGUUCUACUUAAUUUUUAAAACACAAAAAAGUUAAAGAAAAAUCGAAAAGAAAGAACACGUGGAAAGAGAGACAUCACCUUAACCCUUUCAAGAAAAGACAAAAACAUAAAGAUAGUUAAAAUAUUUAUAUAUGUAAUGUAGCAUAUACACGUAUAUACAUAUAUAAAUAUAUAUAUAUAUAUAAACGAAACUCUACUCCCAGUGGCUUGCAGAAAUAUACCAAAAAUUUUAAGCUAUGUUUACUUGAUGUGUGGCAAUUUUUUAUGUGUGCUUUAGCAAUUUUAUUUUACUUUAAGUAAAAUUUAAAAUUAAAUUCGAUUCCCAACUGGUUUUCCCCUCUAUCUCUCGCGGUGGCAUCUCAAAGAUGCCUCCGAACGGAAGGCCACUAACGUUGGAAUAUGAAUGCAAAAUUUAGCGAAUUUUUUAUUUAGUAAUCUUAACGAGUAAAAACACAAAAUGUUCAGUGCAAGUUUCAGUUCUUAAACGAUUUUUUCGUAAGCUUAAGCAUUAUCUUAUUUAUGUGUAUAGAGUAUGAAAAGUUUUCUAUAUUUUGUAAUAAUAAAAAUUUGCGUUUAUAAUGAA
Molecule: messenger RNA, 1707 nt
Organism: Drosophila eugracilis
Lineage: Eukaryota; Metazoa; Arthropoda; Insecta; Diptera; Drosophilidae
Product: probable serine/threonine-protein kinase tsuA
Exons: 1
Coding region: 131-772 (213 amino acids)
Source: RefSeq, a predicted model, not a curated record